UAUUAUUAUUGUUUCUGUUCUAAGUUUUAUUUGGUAAUACGAUCAGAGAUGCUGUGAACCUUCUGUUUUAUUGCCUCCAGUGAAGGAAUGCUUGUCACAUACUCCUUUUAAGUUCCUAUUCUACACUUGGUCUCUUCAUUUAUAUGUUACCCAAAGAAACACAAUUUUGUUUGGUUACGUACUUUUGAUCUCAAUCCAUGGAGAAACAUCGAAUCUGCAAGAUCUGUAACAAGCGUUUUGCUAAUGGCAAAGCCAUGGGAGGUCACAUGAGAUCUCAUUUAGCCAAACUUCCUAUUCCUCCAAACCCUCAUAAGUCUCAGUCUUCGUCUUCUUCCUUGAGUAUUCACUCUUUCAAAGAUCGCAUGCAAAUCUAUCGAUCUGUCAACCGUGAGGCUGAGUCAUCGAGAAACCCCACAAAGAGAACAUCUAAAAGGCGACGAAAAGCGACGGUGGAAGUGGGUUCGCGAUACCCAUGUGAGGACGAGCCAGAAUCGGUAAGUUCAGUUACUGAAAAUUUUCCUGUUCAAGAAAUUGCAAUGUGUCUUUUGAUGCUUUCAAGAGAUAAAUGGCCACACCCAGAAGAAGAAAAAUUAAAAGUGAAUAAUCAGAAAUACAAAUAUGGUGAUGAAAGUCAUACUAGAAAUAAGUAUAAGUGUAAAACAUGCAAGAAAGAGUUUCAAUCUUAUCAAGCACUAGGAGGACAUAAAGCAAGUCACAAGAAGAUCAAAAUUCAUCUAAAGGGAUCCCUUGAAGAAGGCAAUGAUGUUACUCUUUUAGAUGCAAGAGUUUUUAAGUGCCCAAUUUGUAAUAAAGUAUUUGAGUCUGGCCAAGCCCUCGGUGGACACAAGAAAGUUCACUUCACCUACUUAAGUGUUUCUCCUAAGGAUUCUUCUUCUAAAUCUGGUGAAAAAAUUCUAGAUCUUAAUUUACCAGCACCAGAAGGUGACAGUGAAGUUUGUCAAGUUUAGCAAAUGAAGAAUUAAGAACU
Mangifera indica (mango) is the source of this 988-nucleotide messenger RNA. Its product is annotated as zinc finger protein ZAT9-like. NCBI's taxonomy places the organism in Eukaryota, Viridiplantae, Streptophyta, Magnoliopsida, Sapindales, Anacardiaceae. The record is from RefSeq and is a predicted model, not a curated record. Gene Ontology annotation, biological process: regulation of DNA-templated transcription. Bases 198 to 968 code for a protein of 256 amino acids. The transcript has a single exon.